Aureobasidium uvarum is the source of this 519-nucleotide messenger RNA. The record is from the annotation of a GenBank genome assembly. Lineage: Eukaryota; Fungi; Ascomycota; Dothideomycetes; Dothideales; Saccotheciaceae.
AUGCCAUCUCAACUAACAUCCAUCACCAGACCCCGUCGCAGUUCCACCCGCAUCGAAACACCCUCAACCCGCACUCAACAGACAUCUUCCUCCUCACCUUACAACUUAACCAUCACCACCUCUCCACCCACCUCUCUAUCCCCCUCCUCGAACUUCAACACCCGCAUCCUCAUAACCGCCCGCCAACGCACCCGCCCCACAAACUUGCUCGCCGUAAUCUCCCUCUGCUCUCCCUCCGGCAUCCCCCUCCCCGCCGGCCACCUCCUCACAACCUCCAAACUCAUGGAUUCCGUGUCUGAACCUUCCCGCUCUGAUCUUUCGGUUUUGGGCAGAGGACACAGACAGGAAAUCGUGGGUGCGGCGGGCUUUGAAGGGUUGUGUGUGCAGACGCAGGGAGAGUAUAGAGUCAGAGUUACUAUUGCGAGAAUGGAGGGGGAUGGGUGGGAGGCUGUUGCUGAGGUCGACAGUGCGGUGUUCAGGGUUGCUGGUAGAGGUGCUGUCAAUGGGGUUAAACGUUGA